Lymnaea stagnalis (great pond snail) is the source of this 3149-nucleotide messenger RNA. NCBI's taxonomy places the organism in Eukaryota, Metazoa, Mollusca, Gastropoda, Lymnaeidae. The record is from the annotation of a GenBank genome assembly.
GAUUCAACAUGAGCUUUGAUGUAGACUUUCAGCAGUUCAUGAGAAACAGAAGAAACAUCACAAACCUGGCUUAUCGUAUUGGGAGCUACUUUGGUGACACGGGAGCUAAAUAUGUCACAGUCCUGAAUGUGCGUCAGGGGUCGCUGAGAUUGUUUUGGACCAACAACACCUUGAGUGGGACAGUCUGUAGAAAAGAUGUAAGUUCAUGUGGGGUUAAACUCGAGGAAAUUUCUACAACUUUUUUUUAAACAUAACUUGCUGAAAUGAUUCAUCCUGAAACUAUAUUACGAUGACAUUAUAAGUUUUAUUAUGUAUGAGAACAGUUGUAUGUAUCAGUUCUGUGGACACCUAGAGGUUUUGCUGAAAUAUUGUUGGGUUCUACACAUGAUUACUUAAUGCUUGUAAGCGUGACAUACAGAAAUUAGUAGAAAUUUAAAGUAAAUGUAUAACAAAUAUUACGUGAAAAGACCAGCUGGGUAUUUUUAAAUCAUUGAUAUUGCCUUCACGUUUCUUUGUGGCUGGCUGGCUGGCAGGCAAAAUCUUCGGACAGCUAACUGACCCACUUCCCGUCAACCUGUUGAGCUGAAACUUAGCACAAAGACUCGUUGCCGAUGACAACACAUUCUAUCAAUAUAUUUAUUUUUUUAAAAUGUGUACUAUUUUCUGUUGUAUUUCUGAAAUAGUUGGUGAAAUAAAUCUGCGUGUAAAAGCAGGUGGAUCAUUAGAAUGUUAAUAUAAUUCAGGGGGGUGAAAAAAAUGUGCGGUUACGAGCCUUGAGGGGAAACUAAUUUGGAUUCUAUUAAGUGCGGUACUCGUAAAUUCAUGUUUUGUCAAAUUUUCAGCCCCACCCUUCAUUGCUCGUUAUUACAUUUUAUGAAGAAUUUAUAAGAAAAUCUUUGUUUUUUAGAUUUUUAAAAAUUAUAUGGCAUUAACAUGUUUCCAUGAAAAUUCGUCUUCUGUACGCAGGCCAUAAUUAAACUGUACCAACUUUUGAACAAGACAAACGACCUGGCCGCACACCUGGGCCAGCAUCUCAAGCUGACCCAGGUGGGCUACGAGUUGCUGGGGGCCUGCAGUGAAUCCCCCGCCACAACGACCCCUGCUCUGACAACACUCAAGGUUGGGAGCACUCUAGGUGGGUUUGAUGGUCAUGCCAUAGGUGGGUUUGAUGGUCAUGCCGUAGGUGGGUUUGAUGGUCAUGCCGUAGGUGGGUUUGAUGGUCAUGCCGUAGGUGGGUUUGAUGGUCAUGCCGUAGGUGGGUUUGAUGGUCAUGCCGUAGGUGGGUUUGAUGGUCAUGCCGUAGGUGGGUUUGAUGGUCAUGCCGUAGGUGGGUUUGAUGGUCAUGCCGUAGGUGGGUUUGAUGGUCAUGCCGUAGGUGGGUUAAUAGUUUGGAGACCUUGUGUAAUGACAGAGGAAUGACGGUUGAUAGUUUGGAGAUGUUGUGGAAUGGCAGGGGAAUGACGGUUGAUAGUUUGGAGACGUUGUGUAAUGACAGACAAAUGACGGUUGAUAGUUUGGAGACGUUGUGUAAUGACAGACAAAUGACGGUUGAUAGUUUGGAGACGUUGUGUAAUGACAGACAAAUGACGCUUGAUAGUUUGGAGACGUUGUGUAAUGACAGAGGAAUAACGGUUGAUAGUUUGGAGACGUUGUGUAAUGACAGAGGAAUGACGGUUGACAGUUUGGAGACGUUGUGGAAGGACAGAGAAAUGAUGGUUGAUAGUUUGGAGACGUUGUGUAAGGACAGAGGAAUGACGGUUGAUAGUUUGGAGACGUUGUGUAAUGACAGAGGCAUGACGGUUGAUAGUUUGGAGACGUUGUGGAAUGAGAGAGGAAUGAUGGUUGAUAGUUUGGAGACGUUGUGUAAUGACAGAGGAAUGACGGUUGAUAGUUUGGAGACGUUGUGUAAUGACAGACAAAUGACGGUUGAUAGUUUGGAGACGUUGUGUAAGGACAGAGGAAUGACGGUUGAUAGUUUGGAGACCUUGUGUAAUGACAGAGGAAUGACGGUUGAUAUUUUGGAGAUGUUGUGUAAGGACAGAGGAAUGACGGUUGAUAGUUUGGAGACCUUGUGUAAUGACAGAGGAAUGACGGUUGUCCACCGUCUUAAGGUAUUUAAAGUAUUGGCUCUGCCCGUAGGUAUACAAAUGGUGUUAUUUCCAAAAGCUUUACCCUAUUGUGGAUCAUAUUCUGUGUUAAGAUGUCUGUAACUGGAAUGAUGAUUUAACGAAUAAGAGGUAUAACUUGAGUACUGGACUUUAAAUUUACCGGGUUUAAUUGUUGGUCAUUUGCUACUUAUGCUAAAUGUUACCAGCGUGGCCUACAAAUUGCAUUGUUAGUAUAAUAUAGUGUAAACUACACACACAUUUUUCACUCACAAAAUUUCACGGAUACUCAGUUAUCAAAAAACUGACGUCCUUGCAAGUGGCAAAUAAACCGUUUUCAUUCAUUGUUUGUUUUCAGCUCCAGGAUUUAGCAUCUGGGCCCAUGUCAUCCUGCCAGUGAUGAUAGCAUUCUUAGUCUUUGUACUCAUCAUCCUCAUCAUUAUUUUCUGCAACCGGCGACGGAGGCACAGGCAAGCCGUCAUCAAUGCAGAGAAGGAGGCAAUAUCUAAUGACCGUAACCCCAUCAUAUUCCCUGAUGAGAUGGAUGGGGAUGAUCCAGUGCUCCAGGCCAAGGACCCCCUGCUGCUACCGACCGACCCCCACCCGGCAAAUCAAGAGACUCCCCAGACCUCACCAAAAACAGAGAGGGACGACGACACAGACGGAAGGUCUCGUGACUCCAGGGACCAAGAGUGGGCGGAUGCGGAUAGCCGAAGGAAAGACGAGCACAAAGAUAAGCCUCGUAGACAUUCAAGGGACGGCCACAGGAAACACCACCGGGACAAGGACAGCAGGAAGCACAGCAGGGACAAAGACAGGAUGAGCGGGGUCAGUGCCUCGUCGUCCCUGUCGUUUGACAGGCCCAACAAUCAUUACCUGGACGAAGAGGAGGCCGGCUCCAGGAACAGCACACUGACUUCUACCAAGUCAGGGGGGUCGGACAAACGUCAUCCUAAACAGCCCCCUCCCUACUGGCAGUCCCAGUCUGACCCACCCCCAUACAGAUUCCCCCCACCCUACUUGAACAACACGACACAGGUCUGA